Molecule: messenger RNA, 1336 nt
Organism: Talaromyces proteolyticus
Lineage: Eukaryota; Fungi; Ascomycota; Eurotiomycetes; Eurotiales; Trichocomaceae
Product: Alpha/Beta hydrolase protein
Exons: 1
Coding region: 319-1227 (302 amino acids)
Molecular function (GO): hydrolase activity
Source: RefSeq, a predicted model, not a curated record
AAACCUCCGGUAACAUUGGAUUGGACUUUCCGUGAUGUCAUUUUUCUGUCAUCACGAUUUUACAAUUUCAAGUGGCGGCAAAAGUAGGAAGUCCGAAAAUUUUCGGACUUUCGCUAUUCAACUGGUUUAGACCUUCCUUGGCGACCUUAUCAGCUACCCAACAGUUUCUGAUGUCAUGGAUAUUGCAUGUAUUUAUUGCAUGUACAGCUGAGAUAACAUGAGAGUUUUCGCUAACUUUCGAACAUCAACGUUCAUUCUUCACUUACACAAUUAUCUCCCGAUUACCGUCACCAACUCAGCCUUCCCCACCCAGUCGCCAUGUCCCAGAAAGUUAAUUUUCCCUCUAAGGGAAUUAAGGUUGUUGGAGACCUUUUUCUUCCUCGCGGGUAUACCCCAGAAACCAAGUACCCGGCGGUUGUUAUUGCCCAUCCAAUGACUGGAGUGAAGGAGCAAGCUCCCAAUCUUUACGCAACGGUCUUGGCGCCUGCUGGCUUUAUUAUCCUCACAUUCGACGCUGCAUACCAAGGCGAGAGUGAGGGCCAGCCGCGUUACCUUGAAGAUCCAACUCAGCGAGCCGAAGAUAUUAGAGCUGCUGUUACCUUCCUUUCCCUCCGCCAGGAUGUCGACCCGGAGCGCAUUGGUGCACUAGGCAUAUGUGCCUCCGGUGGCUAUGUGCAAUUUGCAGCGCAGACCGAUCUACGUAUUAAAGCUGUCGCGACUGUUAGUGGUGUCUGCACUGGUCGGAUGACAAGGGAAGGGCUUGUACCAGGAAUGGGAAGUCCAGAAAUUUUGCAGCAGUCACUCGAGGCCGCCAAUAAUGCCCGGAUUACGGAGGGAAAGGGUGAAGAGGCUCCAGUUAACCCCUCCCUCCCGCCAACCGUUGAGGAUGUUCCACCUGAGUAUCCGCCUAUUGUCAAAGAGUUAGCGGAAUAUUAUAAAACGCCACGGGGCAAACAUGAGCGCGCACCUGGUAAAUUUGCUACCCGAAGCGCUGAUCUACUGGCCAACUACGACUCAUACGCUUUUAACUACCUUAUUUCGCCUCGUCCAUUGCUGAUAAUUGCCGGUGCUGAUGCUAGCACAAAGUUCUAUAGUGAAGACGCGAUUAGGGCUGCAAAACAGCCAAAGGAACUUGUCAUUAUUCCAGGAAGGGAUCAUGCCGCUCUCUAUGAUAACCUGACAGAAUCUGGCCCUAAGCUGGUGGACUUUUUCAAGGAGCACCUGUGAGGCGUUCCAUCUUCAGUUGGAUCCUGUACUUAAUACUUGAAGUGAACUAAACUGAACUCUAAUAAUAUGGUAUAUGAAGACAUCGAAGAUCCUCCGGUGUUAGCGCGGA